Messenger RNA from Exophiala xenobiotica, 1624 nucleotides. Its product is annotated as agmatinase. The coding region runs from base 464 to 1624 and encodes 386 amino acids. The transcript has 2 exons. The record is from RefSeq and is a predicted model, not a curated record. Gene Ontology annotation, molecular function: agmatinase activity; metal ion binding. NCBI's taxonomy places the organism in Eukaryota, Fungi, Ascomycota, Eurotiomycetes, Chaetothyriales, Herpotrichiellaceae.
CGACAGCCCUGGUUCAUUAUCCAUUAUCAUCAGCUCCAGCCUCCAAGUCUUGGUCGAUCAUACCCUGCUAUCUAGCGAGCGCGGGAAGAGCCCGUGAGAGCUCGCCGUUUCUUGCCCGCUGCUGUUCGCUAUCUGUGUGCUUGGUGAUUGUGCAAACCCCCUGCUCCGGAUUCGCUACCUUGUAUACGGUAUCUCGAUCCAACCCCUGCGACGACGAUACUGUGCUACACAUCUGCACUAACUGAACACCGUCAAGAGUUCCAUAUCGCUGCACUCCACGUUGCUUGGGAAUCCCAGACAGGGGCAAAAUCUUACCAGCUGUUCUGAUACGGGGGUCAUGCGAGGCCAUUCUCUGGUUUCCUUGUAGCUCCUUUUUAGCCUCGACGAGAUCACGGCUGCUUUGGAACGGCGCUUGACGGGCCAUUGCCUCUCCCUCGUGCUUUUGUAGCUCCAAGUCAAGGUCAUGCUGGCCUCGUUGAGUCUAUCAGUACUUUGGCUAUUGCCGACCAGCUUGGUGGCCCGGGAGAUCGUAUUUCCUCCUGUAGCACCACUUCAGGCUAACGAGCAUGGCCAAUAUCGAUCCUCGGUCAAUAAUGAGAGACAGGCCUUCUUCGAGUUCGAGAAGUUCGCUGGUCUGACUACCUUCUCCAAUCUUCCUUGGGUCCAUUGCUUGUCACCGGACACGGAUGUAGAAAAGUACGAUAUUGCAUUUCUAGGAGCUCCCUUCGAUACAGCUACCACCGGAAGACCAGGGACCCGUUUUGGGCCGACAGGUAUCAGAUUGGGUUCCCGAAGAAUUGGAGCUCCUAUGGCAUGGAGUCCGUACACGCACAACAACACAUUUCUCGAAUGGGCUCGGAUGGUAGACUGCGGGGACGCUCCUCUGACAUUUCUCGACAAUACUGUGGCUCUGAAACAGCUCGAGACAGCGCACAAGGUCAUAUCAAGCCGUCCAGCAAAUGCGACCGAGGUCUCCACGGUCCCUCGAGUCAUCACACUUGGUGGUGACCAUACCACGACGUUAGCAGCUUUGCGGUCGACAGUGUCACAUUGGGGCCCCGUCAGCGUGAUCCAUUUCGAUAGUCACAUUGAUACCUGGGAUCCCAAAGUCCUUGGGGGAGGUCUUUCGCACUAUGCUGGAGUGAACCACGGGACUUUCCUUCACAUUGCGCAUGAAGAAGGUCUCAUCCUCAACUCUUCUGCUCACGCUGGGAUUCGUGCGCCUGCCGUCAACAAAAAGUAUGACUGGCGGAAUGACAAACGCUGUGGGUUCGAAAUCAUCACUGCCCGGGACAUUGACAAGCUUGGAGUGGCUGGCAUAAUUGAAAGACUCAAAGCGAGGGUAGGUGAUACCAAUGUCUAUAUUUCAGUCGACAUCGAUGUUCUGGAUCCCGCCUUUGCGCCCGCUACAGGGACCGCCGAAGUCGGUGGGUGGACGACUCGUGAGCUUCUGAGCAUUCUGGACGGUCUUGACGGUCUAAGGCUCAUUGGGGCUGACGUGGUUGAGGUUGCUCCUAUCUACGACAAUCCUGGAGAGACCACCGUCCUUGCUGCCGCCGAAGUGGCUCAUUCUCUCUUGGGCCUGAUGGUCGAGACUCCAGUGAAGCCACUGACAAAGGAGUAA